AUGGACAUGGACAUGGACACGGACAAUCGCACCAUCAGCGAGCAUGAGAACAAGAAUGUGGUGCUGCCCUGUCCGGUGAACGAGCAGAAAUGCGGGAAGCUGCACUCCCUGAACUGGUUCAAAGGCGACGAUCGCAUCGCGGCGAUGCUGCUGGGCGACAGCAAUGUGACGAGUGUGAAUGAUGAAUUUAAAAAUAGAGUUACUGUUGAGCAAAACCCAUACAGAUUAGUUAUUAAGGACUUGAGAAUAUCUGAUGAGGAUAUAUAUCUAUGUGAUACAACAUUUUUUAUACCAGAAGAAACGUGUGAUAACUUCAAUGGCUAUCGUGUCGAACUGAGAGUCUUAGUGCCACCCACUGAGGUCGUGAUUUUGGACGCAAAGGGCGACCGCAUCGAGAACGGCAGCAUCGUGGGACCCAUGCAGGAGCGCCAGAGCCUGAAGGCAACCUGCACGGUGAAGAACACACGACCCCAGCCAGAUGUGGGCUGGUGGCGGGGCAGCAAGCGGCUGGCCACAUAUUCGCCUACUCAUGACUUGCACGAUGGCCUCUAUACCUCCACACUCGAGCUGGAGUGGGCUCUGUCUCGCGAGGAUCUGGCACAGGACAUUGAAUGCCGCGUCGAGUCGGCGGCUAUUAAAAAUGCAAUUGUUACCAAAUUCGGCGUCGAUUUGCAAGUGCGACCGACGAGCAUCGCCAUCAAUGGAGUGGAGCACCACACGGUGCAGGGCAGCAAAGUGGUGCUAACAUGUGACAUACACGGCGCACGGCCCGCAGUUAAUCUAACCUGGUAUAAUUCAACUUCGAUUAUCAGUGCCGAGGAGAAUGAACUCACUGAAAUACGCACCAAAGCUUUUGAGAAGGAGGACGGCACCUACCACACGCAGUCGGAGCUGAUUUUCAAUGCCACGCGCUUUGAGAACGAUCGCGUCUUCCGCUGCGAGGCCGAAAAUAUUGUGCUGCAAAUCAAUCGCGAGAAGCCCAUAUCCUCGGAUCUGACCCUGGAAGUUAUGUAUCCACCCGUUGUCAAGGUCAGUCCACCGGAAAUGGUCACCAAUACCAGCGAAAUUGUGCUGCUCAAUUGCGAAUAUGUGGCGAAUCCAGCCUCGCUCACGCAGGUCGUUUGGUACCGCAACGGCGACAUUGUUAAUGUCAACGAUACGGAUCGCUAUCAGGGCGGCAACUCCGAAAACGUGGCCUUAGUCAUUAGAUCCACAGACAAGGAGGACAUUGGCAACUACACCUGCCAGCUGUCCAAUUCGAUAGGCAAAGGCGUCUCCGAGCAGCAAAUCGAUCUCGAUGUGCA
This is a messenger RNA of Drosophila navojoa, 1304 nucleotides long. RefSeq names its product neuromusculin (gene nrm). NCBI's taxonomy places the organism in Eukaryota, Metazoa, Arthropoda, Insecta, Diptera, Drosophilidae. The record is from RefSeq and is a predicted model, not a curated record.